UUCCUUCCUAUCCCCGUACACACAGAUACCAAUUUUCUCUCACUUCACCCAAUCCCAUGUAUGCAUUCAUUGAUUUGACCCUUUCCUCUCUCUGUCUUUUUAAUUGAUAUGGUUGAAGUUGAAUAUACCUUGCAAGAUCAAUCUUUAUCUAGCUGUAGAUAGUUUUUAAUGUAUUUUAUGGCAAUUCUUUAAUUGUUAAGUCAAUAAACUAGCAAUCUUGUUUGUUGGGCUGUAUUAAAGAUUGGGUUUUUCUUCUUCUGUGAAAAUAUUGGGUUUUUUAUUGGUUAUAUUUGGAGUUUUGGAUGUUUAUUUGAGGGUUUAAUUGGGUGAGCUUGAUUUUGAACUACUUUUUGUUGUGAACUGUCAUUUGUGAUUGUGAUUAAUGCUUGGAGUGAGACAAUGGAAAGAUUUACGGCCAGAGUUUUCGUUCUUUAGCAUUGACUAUUGUAACUUAUUGAAAAAAUAUGAAAAAUUUCUUGAAGAAACUUCAUAUAGGAACGAAUCAGUCUGGAGACUCAGAAGGGUCUGUUUCUUCAUCAAAGAGCAAUAAGUUGAGUGGUGGUUCACCAAAAGAAAGGCUUUCACAUUCCAGGUCUGAGCAUAAUAAGCCCUUUUCAGCUAUAUCAGGAUGGUUAAAUUCUGUCACAAAUAGGCAUAGUCCUAGUCCCCCUUCCUCUUCAAAUGUGGAAAGAGGACAGAGAAUGGAACCUUCUGAUUCUCUGGGUAGUAGUAGCUUGGAUACUUCUCUGGAUGCAAUAAAACAUGACUCAGAAUCGAGCAACUCGAGGGAUCCUGAUGUUGAAGAGGAGUACCAAAUUCAGUUGGCUUUGGAGUUGAGUGCAAGGGAGGAUCCAGAGGCGGUUCAAAUUGAAGCCGUAAAGCAGAUCAGCUUAGGCUCUUGUACUCCUAAGGAGACUCCUGCUGAAGUUGUGGCAUACCGGUAUUGGAAUUACAAUGCUCUUAGAUAUGAUGACAAGAUUCUGGAUGGAUUCUAUGAUCUAUAUUGCGUUUCCGAGUCUACAUCAUCAAGAAUGCCUUCCCUUGUUGAUUUGCAAGGGAUUCCAGUCUCAGACAAUGUUAGUUGGGAAGCCAUUCUUGUCAAUAAAGCUGUUGACAUCAAUUUGCUAAACCUUGAACAGAAAGCUUUAGAGAUGGCUGUCAAAUUAAGGUCGGAUUCUGUAAACUUUGACAUCAAUAUGGCGCAGAAGCUUGCUACUUUAGUUUCUGAUUACAUGGGUGGCCCGGUUGGUGAUCCCCAUAACAUGUUGAUAUCAUGGAGAAAUCUCAGUUAUAAAUUGAAGGAAAAUCUUGGGACCAUUGUUUUGCCUCUUGGUUCUUUGACAAUUGGAUUGGCUCGUCAUCGUGCGUUGCUAUUCAAGGUAAUAAAUGCUUCAUGGUGUUUAGGUUUCUGGAAUUUGAAAAUCUUCUAUUUAUAACAAAAUAUGAUCAUU
Molecule: messenger RNA, 1451 nt
Organism: Olea europaea var. sylvestris
Lineage: Eukaryota; Viridiplantae; Streptophyta; Magnoliopsida; Lamiales; Oleaceae
Product: probable serine/threonine-protein kinase SIS8
Exons: 2
Coding region: 465-1436 (323 amino acids)
Source: RefSeq, a predicted model, not a curated record